Messenger RNA from Cydia strobilella, 702 nucleotides. RefSeq lists its product as uncharacterized. Gene Ontology annotation, biological process: sensory perception of taste; male courtship behavior; chemosensory behavior. Gene Ontology annotation, cellular component: dendrite; axon; neuronal cell body. The record is from RefSeq and is a predicted model, not a curated record. NCBI's taxonomy places the organism in Eukaryota, Metazoa, Arthropoda, Insecta, Lepidoptera, Tortricidae. The coding region runs from base 1 to 702 and encodes 233 amino acids. The transcript is spliced from 4 exons.
AUGGAAGACUGUUUAUUAAAAACUAUCAGGCCAAUUCUAGUUUUAUUCAUUCGAGUUAAUAUAUACACGUUGCAUGACGUUGAAAUAUUGUUUGUUUGUGUCUUGGUUCACAUGCUUAAAGUCCGACUGGUUAUACUGAAUAACUGUCUCGAAAGACUUGUUAGAGAGAAUGAAAAAAAGCAUAAUGUAUUCGCUACGACAAUUCGCCAGGAUAAAAUGGAGACAAAACUGCAUGAACUGUCGCAGGUGUACGACGUUAUCGGAGAGACGAGCCGCUUGAUAAACAACCUUUACAACUUUCAAAUCUUCAUAGCGUUAAUAUGUACGUUCAUUUACGUACUGAGUUCCAUAUGGGAGCUCUUGUAUUCUUUUAAAAAAGAGAUGAUUAUUGUCGACUUGAUAUUGUCCAUUGGUUGGAGUGGUAUCAAGUUGUUUUACUUGCUGGCAUUGUCGCUUGUUUGCGACGGCUUGUUGGCGGUGCGGGACGACACGAAGGUGCUGGUGAAUGAGCUGGUGAUGGACUACGACCUGCCGCCAAAAGCGCGCGCGCAGGCCAAGUCGUUCACUCAGCUGAUCGACGCGCGCCCGCUGACCUUUCACGUUUACGAUGUGUUCACUGUAGAUAUCACAUUGAUGCUGAAGUUCAUAAGCGUUUCCACUACAUACCUAAUUAUCAUUAUACAAAUUUCAAAUUUUGUUUGA